UGAAGGUACGUGUUGAGCAAAAGCGAAAAAUGAACUUUUUUCUUCCACACAUCUGCAUUUUUUUAGUUCUAUUCAAAAGUGUAUCUGUAGAUGCUCAAAACCAGUUCCACCCGUUUCUAUUACACUUCGUCUCCGGAUCCUUCCCGAACUCAUAUCGCAUUCCACUGGAUAAAAUUCCAUCAACAAACGACCCAAAUAUGAGAAUAUUCUGCCCUGCUGAAACAGAUCAAGAUAAAAGUAAUUUGAAUAUACUUUCUGCAACGUUCCCUCAAGCGAAGUAUUGCCUAUUUUGGAAAAAAGUCCCCAGUGAUCAGCCGAAAUAUUGCACAGAGCAACCGAAACCGUGGCUCACAUCACAGUCCCAGCAUACAAAAGAUGAGGGAGAAUGCGGAACUUCGCCAGAGCACAGAAGAUUCGGAAUCGGAUUUUACGUUUUCGGGACAUGGAAGCAUUUGGAAGAUUUUCAAAAAAAACCAGAUCAACCACACUUGGUCGCGAGAUUUCAAAAAGUUUUAGAGGUACAUGCAUCAGGCCGCAGUGAAUUCCCUCAAUUCCAUAAAAUUUAUGAUCUUUGCAUCGAUACAUCGAAUGGAAAAACCAUUUGGACGAAACACGAUAUCAUGACCCCUAACAUGUUUACCGAUGACGAAGAAAAAUUACAACGCGAAUCAGGAGGAGAUACAGAAAUCAGUACUGAUCCCAUACUAUUUGAAGCGAACACUUUCAUCAAUUUGAAGCAGAAAUUCCUCUCACAAAAUGAGGAAUCAAUCAAAAUGACCGAAAACUUCAUGGUACCGAGAGAACACGUGGCACUGAGAGUAUGGAGAAAUGCUGUAAAUCAUUACAUCAACGUGGCUCCUCUUUGGGACAACCUAAAAAAAUUGAUGAUCACUGUUAACCAAGCGAUUAAAAAAAUUGGUCUACACUUGGAAGCAAAUGGUCAGUGGUUGACUAUUUACAACAAAGCAAUUGAUUCGAAAAACGAGGAUGGAACGACAAUUCAAGUUAAUAGUCAAUUUUCCAGUACUGUAUGGUAUAAGUUACUUUACGACAAAACAAGUUACGUGGCUGCGUUGAUAGUUUUGCAUAACACGCCAGACACUCCUCCAAAAAUUAAAGAAUGCAAAAUAGAAAUGGCCUGUGAUGUCAAGAAGUGGUAUGAAAAAAAACAAGAUGACGUUGAAGGCAUUUCUGAUGAGGUUUUUGAGUACGUCUAUUGUUGCAAUCCUACCACUUCAGAGGUUCUAAAAUUAUUCAAUUUUAAGCACUUUAUAAAAGGGCCACUAAACCUUGAUGACUUCUUUUGAAGAGCUGUACAGGUAAAUUAACAGUGAAAGAAAUUAUUCAAAACUUUGUAAAAAUGGUGUAAAAAAACUAACAAAAUACACAUUUCCGAAGCAGUUUAUGAUUAUGAAAUGAUCCAAAUAAAAUUAUUUA
This is a messenger RNA of Planococcus citri (citrus mealybug), 1437 nucleotides long. RefSeq lists its product as uncharacterized. The record is from RefSeq and is a predicted model, not a curated record. The transcript has 4 exons. Lineage: Eukaryota; Metazoa; Arthropoda; Insecta; Hemiptera; Pseudococcidae. Bases 30 to 1307 code for a protein of 425 amino acids.